AUGAUGCAGACCCCCGUCCGACGGCCCAACGACUACCCUGCCUACAAGAGCCCCUACGGACCCAAGUACCACUACCAACCGAACCUCGCAGGAUGGACCCCGAAGCAGCUCGGUAGACUUGGUUUCACGACCGGUGCCACUGGUGGUGUCCUCCUGUUCGCCGUUAUCUUCUACGCAUCCGGCAUUCCCCGAGUACAGAAGGACAUCCUCAUGAAGAUUCCCUUCCUCAGCAACUACUACGUCAAGGAGGUGCCCGCUUCGGACAACCCAUUCUAA
Molecule: messenger RNA, 276 nt
Organism: Anthostomella pinea
Lineage: Eukaryota; Fungi; Ascomycota; Sordariomycetes; Xylariales; Xylariaceae
Source: the annotation of a GenBank genome assembly